Messenger RNA from Microstroma glucosiphilum, 1055 nucleotides. RefSeq names its product putative enoyl-CoA hydratase precursor, mitochondrial. The transcript is spliced from 3 exons. The record is from RefSeq and is a predicted model, not a curated record. NCBI's taxonomy places the organism in Eukaryota, Fungi, Basidiomycota, Exobasidiomycetes, Microstromatales, Microstromataceae. Gene Ontology annotation, molecular function: enoyl-CoA hydratase activity. Bases 57 to 983 code for a protein of 308 amino acids. Gene Ontology annotation, biological process: fatty acid beta-oxidation. Gene Ontology annotation, cellular component: mitochondrion.
CUGAUUUCUUAUCACCAUCUGACACCUCACCACAUACCCGCCGACCCUUCUUCAACAUGUUCUCACGCGCUCUUCGAACACCCGUCGCUCGAAGUCUAGCCUCUGGCAGCUUCGCCUCCCCCCUCCCCCUCUCCUCGACACGCUGCCUCUCCACCACCCUCCCCCGGCUGAGCGACGCUUCCUCUACCUCCUCCUCCUCCUCGUCAAACUACAAAAACAUCCUCGUCUCUUCUCCUGAAAAAGGAGUCACACUCAUCACGCUCAAUAGACCAAAGGCGCUCAAUGCCCUUAACUCGGAGCUCUUCACCGAGCUCAACCAUGCUGCCAAGACGGCAGAUGAGGAUGCGGGAGUCAAUGCCAUUGUGCUGACCGGCUCAGAAAAGGCCUUUGCGGCGGGAGCCGACAUCAAGGAGAUGCUCUCCAAGGACUUUUCCACUGCCUACAAGUCCAACUUUCUCGGUCACUGGACCGAGCUCACCCAAGUUCGUAAACCCAUCAUCGCCGCCGUUUCAGGUCAUGCCCUAGGUGGAGGUUGUGAAUUGGCAAUGAUGUGCGAUGUGAUCCUUGCUUCUUCCACUGCCAAUUUCGGUCAGCCGGAAAUCAAUUUGGGCGUCAUCCCUGGUGCUGGAGGAUCGCAGCGUUUGACAAAGGCGCUGGGAAAGUCUCUCUCUAUGGAGCUUGUACUCACCGGUAGAGGACUAAGUGCGGCAGAGGCAGAAAAGCACGGACUCAUCUCUCGCGUUGUGCCAGAGGGAGGCGAUGUAGUGGCCGAAGCAGUCAAGGUUGCGGUUCAAAUUGGUAAAAAGGGACAGAUUGCCGUACAGGCGGCAAAGGAGGCGGUCAAUGCCUCGUUUGAACUGCCACUGGCGGAAGGAUUGAGGGUGGAGAGGAGAUUGUUCCAAGCCUUGUUUGCUACAAAGGAUCAGAAGGAGGGAAUGGGCGCAUUUGCUGAGAAGAGAAAGCCCGCCUUCACUAACGAGUAGACACCAAUUCUCUGCAACGAUGAAAUGCAAUAUCCCACUUGGUUUUUUGCUAGCUAUACAUUCUGUGCUCCU